Molecule: messenger RNA, 1035 nt
Organism: Venustampulla echinocandica
Lineage: Eukaryota; Fungi; Ascomycota; Leotiomycetes; Helotiales; Pleuroascaceae
Exons: 1
Coding region: 1-1035 (344 amino acids)
Source: RefSeq, a predicted model, not a curated record
AUGGACAAACUGCCUAUCCCAAACCACGAAACAAUUGAUAUGGCAAUCAACAUGGCACCUACAUCAAUACAGCCUAUUGCCCGACAAGGUGUGCAAUGGGUUCGGCAGAAAAUUGGCCCUUUGAAGGAGUUAGAAGUUCAAGAAGGGGUAGAUCAAGAAGCGCCAUCCCCACCCCCAAGCCCAGAAUCACAUCUGGGGCCGGAAAUGACAGAGAGGAGGCAAUUUUCAUUAUCGCCGGAAAUGGAGUUACCAAAAAGCUCAGAGGAGCUUGACGGGUCUGCCCAUAUCUUCCCCGCAAAGAUUCGAAUCUCGCCAGAAUCUGAAAACCGUGUUGCUGAGGAGCUGAAGGAUGCCAUGUCGAGGGAUCUGUUCCAGCCACUGUGGCCGUAUGUCAAGGAAAAUCAACUGGGCAAGAGAGAGGAUAGGGGUGGUAGAGGAACGACAAAGGUACAGUGUGAAGAAGAGGAACUGGAUGAGAGUAUAGUAUUCUCGCCUGAGCUCACAGAGGAGGCGAUUAGAAGGAAGGAAGAAAUAAUGAGGGGUUGGAAGGCAAAGAAGGACAGACCUCCUUCUAAACCAACAACAGGCUUCGGGAGUUUGAACGACGAGGAAGUCAACAGGAGACUGGAGGACUUGAGCAUGUUCAAUCCUACGCUGCCGCCACAUUUACGGUUCCGGCCAGUGAAUCGAGAUUUCGCCGAAGACGGAAAAAGCUCCAAGCAUAAGUCUAGAAAGGGGGGUGAGGAAUCUGGCUUUCUGAAGGAGGAGCGACAGUCCGCCGAGGCAAAGGCACCCAGGCAAAAGUUUACAAAACAGACGCAAAAAUCAAGCCAAGUCAAGCAGGAACACCAGGAGAAAGUGUCACAAAAGCACUCAAAUCAAACGGACAAGCAUCAGGAGAAGAAUAUCUCCCAAACUUCAAACGAGUCUGAGAGCCACGCAACCUCGCAACGUCUACAACGCCUCCGGAUGCCUAGAUAUCGCUAUGAUGAACAGGAUUCUGAUGACGAGUUGCCGUUUGCUCCGAGAAAAUGA